CUACAAAUAAUAUUUUGUUUGAAUCCACUACAAAUAGAUUAGCAUUUUAUGAAAGAGAUCAUGAUUUAGGCAAUAUGGAUUAUGAUUCAAUUAAUUUAGCACAACAAAUAGUAAAUAAAGAAAAUAGUGAAAUAAGCAACGAUAGUAACAAUUGA
Dentiscutata erythropus is the source of this 155-nucleotide messenger RNA. The record is from the annotation of a GenBank genome assembly. NCBI's taxonomy places the organism in Eukaryota, Fungi, Glomeromycota, Glomeromycetes, Diversisporales, Gigasporaceae.